Seminavis robusta is the source of this 1191-nucleotide messenger RNA. NCBI's taxonomy places the organism in Eukaryota, Bacillariophyta, Bacillariophyceae, Naviculales, Naviculaceae. The record is from the annotation of a GenBank genome assembly.
AUGGGCGAAGAAUGGAUACAUCAGGGUGGAGGCACGGUUAACAUUGCGGCAGAAGACAAUGGGGAUAGGCCGCCAGGUGGGAACAGCAAUGGAGGUAGUCCCCAACGAGAGUACGGCACUGGUGGCAGGCCGCCAGGAGGAAACAGCACCCGUAGUAGGCUGCCAGGAGGGAACAGCAACAAUGGUGGACAAGGUGGGGGCAGAAUGUUACGCACACGGCAAAUCAUGCAGGACGUAUUACCCAGAGUGCUUCAACAAGGUACAUCAAGUCAACCUGGCAUCACUUGGAUAAACAUUACGUCAGAGAGAUGGCUGUCGUACAGCAAUUCAAGCUCAGAGUGUGACUGGUUCUCAACGGCAACCAUUAGAGGACAUGAGGCUUGUGGAGGAAACAAUAUUUUGACGUUCCUUGGUGUCGUGCAAAACAAGCUUCAGGGUUCGCUGCCUGGGGAGCUGGGGUUGCUAACAUCCUUAGAAGUUCUUGACAUAUCUCGAAACUCCAUUGGUGGCAAAAUCCCAACAGAGAUCUUUGCCCUGCCAAAUCUUCGGGUGUUCUCAUUGUUCCGAAAUCAAUUACAAGGAACAGUUCCAUCUGAAAUUGGUGUCCUCUCAAACUCACUAGAAGAUCUUUCACUAAUUGAGACUGAACUUACAGGGUCGGUACCCCAAGAACUCUUCAUGUUAUCCAACCUGAGAAAGCUUCGACUUAGUACCACUCGUCUUAUGGGAUCACUUCCCAGUGAUAUUGGCUUUCGCUUGCCACGGCUAAAUCAACUAGACUUGACCAGAAGUCCAUUUGGUGGAACCUUACCGCCUUCAAUUGGCCUCUUGACUGCAAUGACGCAACUUGGGUUCCAUAACACUGAACUCUCUGGUAGCCUUCCCACAGAGCUUGGUGGGUGUGCAAGCCUGGAACGUUUGCUUGGACAGGAAAGUAAUCUUUCUGGUGCUUUGCCUUCAGAGUUGGGGGUGCUAACUGGCCUACAGACAAUCAAUGUGCAAGGAAACCCAGGAUUGAUUGGGACUAUCCCCAUUGAGUUUAUAUCAUUGAACAGGACACUUUUUUCUUUUAGAAUCGGUGGAACCUCCAUUACUGGAACUAUUCCACAGGAUAUGUGUGGGAUCAAUCAUCUUAGCUUUGAUUGCUCUGAGUCCCUGUGUGGCUGUGAUUGCGCUUGCCCAGAGGCUUAG